Molecule: messenger RNA, 621 nt
Organism: Echinops telfairi (small Madagascar hedgehog)
Lineage: Eukaryota; Metazoa; Chordata; Mammalia; Afrosoricida; Tenrecidae
Product: heterogeneous nuclear ribonucleoprotein A/B-like
Exons: 2
Biological process (GO): regulation of gene expression
Cellular component (GO): nucleoplasm
Molecular function (GO): RNA binding
Source: RefSeq, a predicted model, not a curated record
GUCCUGAAGGAGUACCAAAAUAGACUUUGGGGCCAGGGUGUGGACUGUACAAUAAAAAUGGAUCCUAACACUGGACGGUCAAGAGGAUUUAGGUUCAUCCUCUUCAAAGACGCAACCAGCGUGGAGCAGGGACUAGACCAGGAGGAGCCCCGGCUGGAUGGUCCGGUUAUUGACCCUAAAAAGGCCAUGGCCAUGAAGGAUCCGGUGAAGAAAACUGAGGAGAAGAUCAGGGAGUACUCUGGCGAAUUUGGGGAGAUUGAGGCCAUUGAGCUUCCCAUGGAUCCAAAGUCUAACAAAAGACAAGGCUUUGUUUUUAUCACCUAUAAAGAAGAGGAACCUGUGAAGAAAGUUCUGGAGAAAAAGUUUCACACUGUCAGUGGAAGCAAGUGUGAAAUCAAGGUGGCCCAGCCCAAAGAGGUCUACCAGCAGCAGCAGUACGGCUGGGGUGGGGGGUGGGGGGGGCGUGGAAACCACCACCGAGGGAACCGAGGCAGUGGCGGUGGUGGUGGAAGUGGAGGUCAGGGGAGUACAAAUUACAGGAAGAGCCAGCGACGCGGUGGCCACACUGAGGCCGGGGCAGGCACGACAGCUGCCCACGCCGCUCCGUUUGGAUAUCAGUGA